Molecule: messenger RNA, 11744 nt
Organism: Athene cunicularia (burrowing owl)
Lineage: Eukaryota; Metazoa; Chordata; Aves; Strigiformes; Strigidae
Gene: MICAL3
Product: microtubule associated monooxygenase, calponin and LIM domain containing 3
Exons: 43
Coding region: 230-7105 (2291 amino acids)
Molecular function (GO): protein binding; FAD binding
Source: RefSeq, a predicted model, not a curated record
GCAGUGGCUAUACAGAAUGCAGUGCACAGGAAGCAAAACGCCGUUCAGCCAAACACAGAAGAAUUAAGAGCUGUUGCCCACCUUUCCCCCCUUUGAUGGCAGGCUGUGAGCUCCUGGGUUAAUAAUGCUUGUAAGCCAGAGGUGAAAGUGGCUCAGCAGAACAACAUCCAGAAAUCUGGCAGACUGGAAGAGAACAGCUGCCCCCCAGGGCAGAUGUGGAGUGUGAAGCAUGGAAGAAAGCAAGAAUGAGAGGGUGAACCAGGCUCAUGUUCUCUUUGACAGAUUUGUUCAGGCUUCAACCUGUAAGGGGACUCUUAAAGCUUUCCAAGAGCUCUGUGACUACCUAGAACUAAAGCCCAAGGACUAUCGUUCUUUCUAUCACAAACUCAAGUCCAAGCUCAAUUACUGGAAAGCCAAAGCCUUGUGGGCCAAAUUGGAUAAAAGAGGCAGCCAUAAGGACUACAAGAAGGGGAAAGCAUGCGCCAACACGAAGUGUCUGAUAAUUGGGGCUGGACCCUGUGGCCUUCGUACAGCCAUCGACCUGUCAUUCCUGGGAGCCAAGGUGGUGGUCGUAGAAAAGAGGGAUGCCUUUUCCCGCAAUAACGUGCUGCAUUUGUGGCCAUUCACCAUACAUGACUUGAGGGGUCUUGGCGCCAAAAAGUUUUAUGGCAAAUUCUGUGCAGGAUCCAUAGACCAUAUCAGUAUCCGUCAGCUCCAGCUUAUCCUUUUGAAGGUUGCCUUGAUCUUGGGAAUAGAGAUCCAUGUCAAUGUGGAAUUUCAGGGGCUUGUUUACCCUCCAGAGGAUCAGGAGAAUGAAAGGAUAGGUUGGCGUGCAUUGGUCCACCCAAAAACCCAUCCAGUAUCUGAAUAUGAGUUUGAAGUAAUCAUUGGAGGGGAUGGCAGGAGGAAUACCUUAGAAGGGUUUCGCCGAAAAGAGUUCCGUGGUAAACUAGCAAUUGCUAUCACAGCAAACUUCAUCAAUCGCAACACCACAGCUGAAGCCAAAGUAGAAGAGAUCAGUGGUGUGGCCUUCAUAUUCAACCAGAAGUUCUUCCAGGAUCUACGAGAAGCCACAGGUAUUGACUUGGAGAACAUUGUCUACUACAAAGAUGAUACACACUACUUUGUCAUGACUGCCAAAAAACAGAGCUUGCUGGAAAAAGGAGUGAUACGGCAUGAUUAUGCUGACACAGAGUUGUUACUCUCACGGGAGAAUGUGGACCAGGAGGCUCUGCUAAACUAUGCCAGAGAAGCGGCUGACUUCUCCACUAAUCAGCAGCUGCCAUCACUGGACUUUGCCAUCAAUCACUAUGGUCAGCCAGAUGUGGCCAUGUUUGACUUCACGUGCAUGUAUGCGUCGGAGAAUGCAGCUCUGGUUCGAGAACAGAAUGGCCACCAGUUACUUGUGGCACUGGUGGGGGACAGUCUCUUAGAGCCAUUUUGGCCAAUGGGAACUGGAAUAGCCAGGGGAUUUUUGGCUGCAAUGGACUCUGCUUGGAUGGUACGAAGUUGGUCGCUUGGAGCUAGUCCUUUGGAAGUUCUUGCAGAGAGGGAAAGCAUUUAUAGGCUACUGCCUCAGACCACCCCUGAAAAUGUGAGUAAAAACUUCAGCCAUUACAGCAUUGAUCCUGCCACCCGGUAUCCCAAUAUCAACGUCAACUUCUUGCGGCCACAGCAGGUACGCCAUUUGUAUAAUACAGGAGACUUGAAAGACAUUCACCUGGAAAUAGAGAACUUUGUGAACUCUAGGACACCAAAGCUGACUCGGAAUGAGUCUGUAGCUCGCUCUAGUAAAUUGCUCAGUUGGUGCCAGAGGCAGACCGAUGGAUACGCGGGUGUUAAUGUGACGGAUCUCACAAUGUCAUGGAAAAGUGGCCUAGCUCUGUGUGCCAUUAUCCACAGAUACCGUCCAGACUUAAUAGACUUUGAUUCUUUGGAUGAGCACAAUGUGGAGAAGAAUAAUCAGCUGGCCUUUGACAUUGCUGAAAAAGAGUUUGGAAUAUCUCCCAUUAUGACUGGAAAGGAAAUGGCAUCUGUUGGAGAGCCAGAUAAACUGUCGAUGGUGAUGUACCUCACACAGUUCUAUGAGAUGUUCAAAGACACCAUCCCCUCUAGCGAUAGCCUGGACCUGAAUGCAGAAGAAAAAGCUGCCCUAAUUGCCAGUACCAAAUCGCCUAUCUCUUUUCUCAGUAAACUGGGACAAAGCAUCUCUCGGAAACGCACUCCAAAGGACAAAAAAGAAAAGGAACUUGAUGGUGCAGGAAAGAGGAGAAAAACCAGCCAAUCUGAGGAUGAGGACAUCCCACGAAGCUACAGAGAAGAAAGGCCCACACUGGUGAGCGCCCUGACAGAGCGGAGAAUUGAUGCUGCCAUUGGGAAUCAGAACAAAGUCAAGUCUAUGGCAACCCAGCUACUAGCCAAGUUUGAAGAGAAUGCACCAGUGCAGUCCUCAAGCUUACGUAGACAGCAACCUGUCCUGCAUUAUCAAGAACGUGUUCACAACCAACCAUCCAGCAGACGAGAGCAGGGCCGUCUUGCUCCCAUACCCCAGUGGAAACAGCUGAGAAAUAAGGAACGUUCUCGGACCUGCCCCAAAAAAAUCAUCAUGCUCUCUUCUUCUCCAUCUUCCUCUCCACCGUAUCCCAGGCAGCAGAGAAACAGGGAACCUGGUGCUGACUAUCCUGGGGAGCAGAGUCCCAGACAGGAAAGGAAAUCUCCUCGUUUAUUUUCUGAUGACCAAGUGCCUGAGAUUGUUGAGCAAAGGGCAUGUCAGCUAGCAGCCCUCCGGGAGUCCCGACCUGCAGUGAGGCAUCAGCCUGAGACUGAACCGUCUCGCCGAUUCUUUGUUGACCAGUGGGAGCUUUCCCUUAGCCUCCGUUCUUCUAAUCGCCCUUCUUCACCCUCAUCUGACUCUCUUCGACAGAAGUAUAUAAAGAUGUACACAGGCGGAGUGAGCUCAUUGGCUGAGCAGAUAGCCAAUCAGCUUCAAAGGAAAGAGCAACCCAAAACCCUUCUAGACAAGAAGGAACUGGGCUCGCUCAAAAAGGAGUUCCCUCAAAACCUGGGAGGCAGUGAUGUCUGUUACUUCUGCUGCAAGCGAGUCUAUGUGAUGGAAAGGCUGAGUGCUGAAGGCAAGUUCUUCCAUCGCAGUUGCUUCAAGUGCGAAUACUGUGCAACGACUCUGCGCUUGUCAUCUUAUGCCUAUGAUAUUGAAGAUGGUAAAUUCUACUGUAAGCCUCACUACUGUUACCGUCUCUCUGGUUAUGCUCAAAGGAAGAGGCCGGCAGUGGGUCCUCUGUCAGGAAAGGACACCAAAGGACUGCUACAGGACACCAUGGCAAGUGAUGGAAGUGGACGGGCAAAUACCAUCUCCGCCUCAGCAGAGAGAGCCCCAGGUUCUAAUGUAAAUGGGCUGGAAGAGCCCAGCCUUGCUAAGCGGCUGCGUGGCACACCUGAGCGGAUUGAGCUGGAGAACUACCGGCUGUCACUGCAGCGGGAAGAAGAACUGGAAGAGGUUCCUGAGGAGACGCUGGCAGAGCAUAACCUGAGCAAUGUGUUGGACAAAGGAACAGAAGAGGAUGUGGCCAGCAGUAGUUCAGAGUCUGAGAUGGAGGAGGAAGAUGAGGAAGAAGAUGAUGAACUACUGCUGCCUCAGCAACCACCUUCAGACUUGGGUGGUGUGCCAUGGAAAGAGGCUGUGCGUAUCCACGCCCUGCUGAAGGGAAAGAGUGAAGAAGAGAUUGAGGCUGAGGAAAAUCAUGAGAUUGAGGACAAAGAAGAUGAAGAGGAAGAGGAGGAGGAGGAAGAUGAAGAGGAGGAAGAUGAGGAGUCAAGUGAAGCUGGGAACCUUAGACUGCAGCAGAUUGUAAAUCCGGUGGAUCCUCUGGAGAUCCUGGCAGAUGUGCACUGGACACACAUCCGUGAAAAAGAGGAGGAGGAAAAAAUGGUCCCAACAUCAAAGUCCUCCACCUCCAGAGCAUCCGACCUUCCCUCCGUACGCCAUGAGGCGGUACAGGCGUGGCUGGAGACAGUCCCUGGAGCUCCAUGUGAAGAUAAUGAUGUGGAGGACGAGUUGGGCACAGAGCCUGCAGACACGGAAGGGCAGGCAGGUGAAGAGGGAGACACAGGUGCAGAGCUGGAUGACGAUGACAUCCCAUCUGAUGCAGAAGCAGAGUUUCGCUUACAUCAGGGUGGUGUUGAAGAGCCAGAACUAAAAGUUUCUGAAGAUGAAGAAGAAGGAGCAGAAGGUGCUUCUUGCAGUGUGACAGAAGAUCCAUGCAAGCCAUCCAUCCCUAUCCAGUCAUCUGGUGAUGGUGUUCUUCCUCUGUCUCCAGUUGAUAGCCCCAAAGCAAAACAAGCAGAGGAUGUAAAAGAUCCUCUGGCUGAAGUAUCCCGUGCAAUAAAAUCUCCAGAGGCACGCUUUUUUCCUGAGCCUUUCCUUCUUGAAGAAGGUCCAAAGGAUGAAAUUCCCAAAGACAGGAAAGUUAAGAGUCCUUUGGUACCACCAUCUCCAGUGUUAUCCCAGCCAGCUGCAUCACCAGAAGCCAUUGCACCCACAUCACUAGCAGAGUCUCAGCCAGCGGCACCAACAUUGGCUUCAUCCCCAACAUCUGCUCAAAAGCCCAUCUGUUCCCAGCCUUUGCCUUCCACCGAAACAUCCAUUCCAUCCCCAGUGGAGCCUCCAGUAUGUUUCCAACCUGUCCCAGCCUUAACAUCUACUCCUUUAGCCAAACUGGUCCUUAGGGGCCAGGGUAGCGAGAUGGAAAAACUGGGGAGCCCUACUACCGCAGAAGAAGCCCUGAAACGGAGUAACCUUGUAGAAGAGUUCUGGAUGAAGAGUGCUGAAAUCCGGAGGAGCUUAGGGCUCACCCCAGUAAACAGAAACAGACGCUCAGAGACAAAUUUUACUGUAUCUGCCCUUGAGACAACUCCUCUAAAGACUUUUAAUAGUGAGAAUAUUUCAGGGGAUGAAAGGAUCCAUCUUGUAAAACCCCAGCCUGCCCCAAGACGACAGGGAAUGUCCAAGUUAGAAAAUGAGCAGAUUUCUCUGCUCACUCCAAAAUCUCCAUCAGAAAAAGAGCUAAAGAGUUCCAGUGAAGUAAGGAGAGAUGUAUCCAGCAGUUCUGGACUUGGCCUUCAGGAGAGCUCAUCUAACAUGAGAACUAUGGCUAGCCAGAGCUUCAACACUUCUGACUCUACAAUGCUUACUCCUCCAUCAAGUCCGCCACCACCACCUCCUCAGGGUGAAGAACCAGCCACUUUGCGUAGAAAGAGGCAUCAAGCAGUCUGGCAGAAUGAGGUUGAAUCCAGGUCACCUCCAACACCAGCAUCAACACCUCCUGCUCCCCUACGCCAUGAGGUGACCUCUGCUCCCAGAGAGUCAACCCAGGCCAAAAAAGAUGAUAUGCGGAAGUCUUUUGCAGAGAGUGUGGAUGAGAUUCCAUUUGCUGAUGAUGUAGAAGACACAUAUGAUGACAGGACGGAGGACUCAAGCCUUCGUGAGAAGUUCUUUACACCUCCUACCAGUCGGCCAAGGCCAGAGAAAGCACUUCUUUUGCCCUUGGUUAAAGAAAAUGGUGGUCCACCCUCAAUGGAAGGAGGAGUUAACCAAAAGAAGAGAGUGUUGCCUGAAAUUUCUGCAGAGGCCAAGGAGCUUGCUGAAGAAAGAAUGAGAGCCAGAGAGAAGUCUGUUAAGAGCCAAGCACUACGUGAUGCCAUGGCUAAACAGUUGUGUAAGAUGAAAGAUAUGGAGAUGGCUGCUGCUGCUGGGGCCACAAGGGCACGAAAGGCAUCUUCUAUGCCCUUGAAGACUAAAGAGUUGUUUUAUGACUCUCCAAAGCAUCUGGCCUUAAAAAUAGCAGAGGGAUCCUCACGAAAGCAUGAUGCUGCUAGUGAGAAGUUCUGCACUCCUGCUUCUGAUGUGGCUGGACCUGAGGGGUCUGUCACAUCUUCAGAAGGCUCCAGUGGGAAAAGUAAGAAAAGAACUUCUCUUUUCUCCCCUCGUAAGAACAAAAAGGAGAAGAAAUCCAAAAAUGACAGCAGGCUUUCUGACAAAUCUAGUGGCGGAACAGAGGAAGCAACAAAGCCUAGGUCAUUAUGGAAGUCUGUUUUCUCUGGGUAUAAGAAAGACAAAAAGAAAAAGACUGAUGACAGAUCCUGCCCAAGCACUCCCUCAAGUAGUGCCACUGUGGAUUCUGGCAAGCACAAAGCUUCUCUGUUGGUUACAGCUGCAGAUUUGCAGCUCCGUCAACACCUGAGUUUCUCAGAGGACUCUGACCUCUCCAGUGAUGAUAUUCUGGAACGCUCCUCCCAAAAAUCCAAGCGAGAGGUGUUUCAUGAGAAAUUCUGUAUUUUCCAAGAGAUGCAGAAGAAUGAGUCGAUUUAUGUACCACACGCCUUGGCAUUCAAGAGAUCAUAUUCAUCAAAGAGAGCCUACACAGAAGAGGAACUGAAUGCCAAGCUGACCCGUCGAGUGCAGAAAGCUGCCCGUAGACAAGCCAAGCAAGAGGAGCUAAAGAGGUUACACAGAGCUCAGAUCAUCCAGCGGCAGCUUGAACAAGUGGAAGAGAAGCAGAGGCAACUUGAGGAGAGAGGGGUUGCUGUGGAGAAGGCCCUCCGGGGAGAAGCAGACUAUUGGGGAGAGUCUUAUUACAGUGACCUCAUCGACUUGCAUCUGGGUGUUGAGCCCAAUGCCGGGACACCACGUCGUAGACCUCUCUCCUUCUGCCCUUGCUGUGCCCAUGAAGGCAUGGGUAAGAAGGAUGAUCCCAAGCUGAUGCAGGAGUGGUUCAAGCUGGUGCAGGAGAAGAAUGCCUUGGUUCGCUAUGAGUCUGAACUGAUGAUAUUCGCUCGGGAGCUAGAACUGGAAGACAGGCAGAGUCGAUUACAGCAGGAACUCCGGGAGAGGAUGGCAGUAGAAGAUCAUCUGAAGACAGAUGAGGAGCUCUCAGAGGAGAAGAGGAUCCUGAAUGAGAUGCUAGAAGUAGUGGAGCAGAGAGAUUCUCUCGUAGCUCUCCUUGAGGAGCAACGGCUUCGAGAAAAAGAAGAAGACAAGGACCUGGAGGCAGUCAUGCUUUCCAAAGGUUUUAGCUUGAACUGGUCCUGAGCUUAACACAUUUACCUCUGCUGGUCUGUGUUGUCCAGUUGGCCUACUCUGAAUUCGCCAGAAUUACAUGGAUAGGAAGAUGUUGAAGGGGAAACUUCCAAAUGGUUCAACAGCAUGCAGGGAUUUGGUUUGAAGCACUCAGAAGCCUUUUGAUAAGUGUGUUGGUUCCAGAAGCUUAAGUUUUACAUGUCUGCAAGCCGAGUUGAAGAUAAUGAGUUGAGACUGUAGAGUCUCCUUGAGGUCCUGUACAAUGGACCGUAUUUUUUUGUGUGUGGUAGGAGGGAGAGGAAUAAUCCAUGUGUGGGGAAGGAGGUUAAGGGAAGAAGUACCCUUAACUGAACUGGAUUUAUGGCAGUCCAUUCCUUUCCUGUUUUAACUACACCACUUCUAAUAAAAGGGAGGGAAGUGGUAACCCUCUCUGGAAAACCACAGCAGCCUGUAGCAGCCUGUAUGGUGGAGUCAGCUGUCCAGGAGAGCUCCAGAAGCCCAGGGCGAGAUCUUUGCUUUAGUCUUCCUCCCACCAAAGAAACCGGCAGUUGAUCAUUAUGCAUGGAUAUAAAGAAAUAUGAGACAGGGAAGAUACUACUAGUAUGUAUGAUGGAACUCUGCCUCCUGGUUUUUAGAGGAAUUUGGGCAUCAGAAGACUCUCUCCCUAUCAUACCCUCCUAAAUCAUCAUCAUGUUGUGGGGAAAAAAAGGGGAGAAGAAGAGAGAGGGAAGAUGCUCUUCUGCUUUGCUACACACUGGAGAGACAGCUACUGCUGGCCUUAGUCUUCAUGGCCACAGCUCAGAGGCUGGUGGGCUUCUUUGUUCUGUUUUUGUUGUGACUGUUUUGACACUGGAAAAUACUGACUGUGGGACAGUGGUAAGUGUGUGCUGAGACAGGGGUGUUACCAGGCAGCAUUCCCUGGCUGUUAGGCCCCUAAAAGGGAGAGGCCCUUAAGUGACUGAACCACCAUUAAGACUUUUCAGUAUUUUUAUUUUUUUCCUCUGUAUUUUGUUUUUGCACAUUGGAAACAAAGCUUAAGACCUGCCUGGGCCCUCAGUCACUUUGAUCCUUUUAUGUCAAUUAACUUAUUUUUUUAAUACUUGAAAGAAGAUUCAUUUUUGUAUCUUUUAGGAAAAAAUGGACGAGUGAUGGGUAUGUGUGCCUGCUGCAUCCUACAACUUCCACUUCUAAAUUACUGGACAUUGUUACCUGUGGCUAUUUAUUAGUGUUCUUAUUAAUUUGAUUGUUACACAUAUUUGAUUGUGGAGGGAGUGUUUUAACUCGUUAGAGAAAGACACUACUGCGGAUUGGUCCCUGCUUCACAGCAAGGGCAGCCUCUAUGUACCCACAGAUGCAUCCUGCCCUAAGAGUUUUCCUUCAUGACAAAAUCCUGUGCGCUCAUGGAGUUGUAAGAAUCUAUUUGUGUUCUUAGCAUACUUUUCUUCAGCAUCCCAGAUUCCCUCUGUUGGACUAAUAAACCUAUAAUUUAUUUAAAUUUUGCAUUCUUAUAACAAGAAAGCCAAAACUGUGAGAUAGAAAUAUCCCAUAUAUAUAUGUCUCUUUCUCACUGAAAGAGGCAACCCUCACACUCUUGAGAUAACAGUUAGAGGGACUUCCAUGAAAGCAAAAAUAGCACAUUUCCUGCUGCAUCUGUUCGAAGAAGCUCCUUUUGGCUCAGCUAGCAAAGCUGCUGCUUUUCAGCCAGGAGGGUAUUCACUUGUAAUCAUAACAUUAACCAGUGAGCAGACAUGCACUGAGCAAUUCAGCACCAUUUACUGUUUGACAGAUUCCCUGAGCACACGACGUUCUUAACUUGUCCUGCAGAGCUAAAGCAGCACUGUGCAUUGGGUAUGCAUCCCAUCCUUAAUGUGGUGUUACGAGGUUUUCGCACCUUGGGAUGCUGACUGACUUCUUGUUAAGGAAGUACUAAGCCUGCUCCCCAACGUCUUUGAGAAAGUGUCUCAUUCUCAAGCAUAUUCAUACAGCACACUGACUCUUUCAGCUUGAAUUUAUGCUGUUGGUGCAAGGCACCCAAGCAGGGCUGAACAUUCUUUAAUCUUUUGCUCCAAGACAGAAGUUAGCAUGGUUUCUUGCUCUUGGUUCUCUACCUCCUUCAAAGAGGUCUGUUGUAAGCCAGGGCCUACGAAUUCGCCUCUGACUCAGGAGCAUCCUCAGGCUGAGGAAGAAUGAGUAGGACUGUCCCUAGAGACUCUGAGUGGUGCUGGUUGUUAACUGUGGAAACAUGUCUUUCCUGCCUCAAGUGUUCCCCCUUUGUCCCCCUAGUGUUUUCUGCUAAGGCAUUACAAACUAAAUCCAGAUGCUCGUGAAACCAAGCAGACAGACAACUGCAGUGCUACUUUAUAACUGCACAUGGUAGCAAGUGGUACCUGCUAUACCAGCAUCGCAGUGUUGGCUUACCAACAGGAUGUCCAACAACACAGUUCCCCGCAAUUUCCAGUGCGGGGGCCAGCUGCACAAGUCAAACUGGCAACAGUAGUUUUCACAGUCUGCAUUCCAGAGACCAGUGGAAGCUGGAGAGAAAGAAGGAGGAGAGGUGCUAGAUACAUAGUUUAUUGUAAGCUGUCUUGUUCAGAGGAUUGGCCUCAGUCCAUUUUAAAAUGCACUAGGUAUAUGGACCACAUCUAACUUUUCACAAAAGAUUACUGCAUGUGAGCUGUAGAACAGAAAGAAAUCCUGAAGAAGAAAUACCAGAUUACUGCUUUUCCCUUUCAUGCUGUGGGAUGCUGGCCCUCCAGCAAUGAGAAUGAAAAUGAAGAGCUAACACCGCACACACCAAUUAAUUAAAAGUACACAAAAGGGAAUCUUAAAAGGCCUUUUUAUAUCAAAAUGGUUGUAAAAUGCACAACUUGUAUUUGCUGUUCAUUUGCACUUUAAGUAUAUGACUUGCAUAUCAGAUACUGGGUUUUUUUACUAUCUGAAUAUUUUAAAUUCAAAUUUUAUAUUUUUAAAGCUGAAGAAGGCUCUUGAGACCACAAGAUUCCUUAUUUGUAUCAGAAUCCAAGUAGGUUGUUCUAGCUCUUUGUGCUGCCCGGGUGGGCAGCAGCACAUGACUCAGCCAUGUGCAGUGAAGUGUGUCCAUUUCGCAUAUGAGGGGGGCAAAAAGGUCCUCAGCUUCUGAGGAGUGGGCACGCCAGGGCAUCCAGCCCCAUGUCACACGGUCUAUACCAGGGACUGGCUGCUUCCUCCCUGCAGUAGGUAGGAGGUGAGCCGAGCUUGGAACCUAACCUGUGUUCGUUUUGAAAUGGGCACACUGAGGAUGGGGCAAGCACUUCAGUACCCUGCAUGGAAGGGAGGGGGAUGCCACCUCCUGGAAACACCCGGGAGGCAAAUGGGGAUGGGGGAGUAAGGACUGCCAAAACAACUAAUCUGCUGUUUUCACAGUACAAUUUAAAAAAAAAAAAAUAAUUUCUGUUCCUUUUAACCAUGUUUUCAUUAAAACUUACAAAUGGCUGUAAAAUCCUGAGCUUCAAAGAACUAAUGUGUGGGGAGGUGACAAGACCUUUCAGCUCCAACUUCCAGACAUAUUUCAGUUAACCGAUACCCCAUGGUCUCACUAGGGCAUGUUACAAACUGCGUUGCUGAACAUAUUUUAGAGCAAACCGCAAGUUUUGAAAGUCUGUCCUUCUCUCUAUCCAUCUCUGCAUUUUAUGUAAAUAUUUGUUUGUAUGUAAAGACACCAGUGGAUCCUUGGGUUACCCCCAUGGUCAAGAAUCUGAGUUUUGUGCAAUGCCUAGGCCUCUCUUAGAACACAGUGCUUGCAUAGAGCUAGUCACCACAUUUGUGUGCACUCUGGUUGUUUUUAAUAUUUUUAUACAUGUUAAUCCUGAACAUUAUGAAGUAUUAUAAGUGGUCUAGACUGCAUGAUCUAGAGCAGCCGGCAGUUCUGUUUUCUUAGCAGCUGUUCCUGAAAUGUUCACAGCUACACCUUGUUUAGUUAACAUUCUUUAAAAGAGUUUUCAGUUAAGUGUUUACACCAGACACCAGUGGAUGAGAAAGGUGUUGCAUUGUAAAAAUCUCCUGUGUACAGACUGAAAAAGCCACAACAUGGCUUUAUGGGAAUUUCAGUCAUCACUGUCUGCAAUAAAGAGAACUCUAAAGCAUACUAAAAACCAGCCUGUAUAUAGUUCACAGAGAAAGAGAUCGCUGCCUCUCAGCUGUUUCAAAAUAACAGAGAUUAAAAGCUUUUUCCAAAAGUUCCUGCUUUUGGAUUGCUCAGAGUACUGCUAUAGGCCGGGUAGUUGGGCAGAUCAGGAUGUCGCUGAAAGCAGAUGUGAAGAGGAGGGUGCCAUGUUCUGAUGGCAUUGCAGUAAUUUAAAUUCUCUGUAUCUGUGUGUGCAUGUGUGUGUGUGUGAAGUCUAAUCCAGGUGAAGGGAUCUGCUUUGGCAUCUUCCCUUUUGUAUGAAAGUGAACUCUGAUAUUCAGAUUGUUCAAGGCUUUUAUGAUUGGCAUGUAUGGAGUGUUAAUGGAAAAGCAUAUACCUUACCUGUAAAAAACCCCUACUCUGUUCCAGCCUGUUUUCUUCUGUUUGGUUGUGUUUUAUUGUUUGUUUUUAUGCACACUUGCUUCGUUGGUGUUGAGAUUUUAGCACCUCAGAUGGCCAACUGAACUAAAAAAAAAAAAAUAAAGUCAU